AUGUGCAUCGUCCUCCUCACCACGGCGCACCCAGACUAUGCGCUCAUCGUCAUCGACAACCGCGAUGAGUUUAUUCUGCGGCCCACCUCCCGGCCCCACUGGUGGACACCAGGCAAGUCCUCGGCUGUGACGCCGAACGGCACUCUGCGAGGAACACCAUCCAGUGACACGCCAUCCAACGGCACACCAGCCAGCGGUACGCCAGCGCCGUCUGCUUCGCUGGCUCCGCCACAACCUGACCCCGCGACCACGCACAAGAUCCUGUCCUCCCGCGACCUGCAGCGGGACGAGCACGGCACGUGGAUCGGCAUCACCACGGCCGGCCACUUUGCCGUCCUCACCAACUUCCGCGAAGACACGCCCAACGACGCCGCGCACCCCAUCCACGGCCAGCGCAGCCGCGGCGGCAUGGUGACGGCGUGGCUGACGGCCGGCCGCGACGAGACGACCGACGAGUUUGUGGAACGCAUGCUGUCCGGGCCGGGCGUCAAGGGCGUGGGGGGGUUCUCCUUGAUUUGCGGCAAGCUGCGAAAGAACCUGUUUGACGCCGCCGCCGCCGCCGGCGAGCGACGGGGCCGGGCCACAAAGGGGCUGGCCGUCGUCUCCAACCGCGCCGACCAGGUCGCUCAAGUACCGUGGAUUGCGGGCCGGCGCGGUGAAGUGUACGGCCUGUCCAACACGAGCUACGACGACCCAGACGUGUGGCCCAAGGUGCGCGACGGCAAAGAGGCGCUGCGGCAGCUGGCGGAAGACGAGGCCCGGGCCCGGGUCCAAGCGCACAUACAGGCAGACGCGGAACGCAACGCCGAGGCCGAGCAGGCCGUCGAGGAGCUGGCGGGCGCCGGCGUGCGGCAGCCCGCCGAGCUGCGGGACGCCCUAUUUUCCAUUCUCGACUGCGACACGCUGCCACAGCGGCCCGACCUCUCAUUUGAAGAACAGAUCGCGCUCCUCAAGCACUCGGUGUUUAUCCCACCCAUCGGCGACCAGGCACACCGCGCGUCCAUGAACAAGGCUGUGGCCAGCGGGCCCCGUCUGUGUGCCGCCAGUGUCGACGACGAGCAAGGCGCAGACAGCCUUGCCGAGACGCCAGCGGCACCGUUGAGCGCCGAGGCCUCACUGGCGUCCGAGGAGCGGCCGGACCAGCAGACCUUGGGCUUCAUGACGGGCAUGUACGGGACACAGCGGCAGACUGUGAUCCUGGUCGACUGGAAGGGCAACGUGUCGUAUACGGAGCGGGCCUUGUGGGACGCCAAUGGCAAUCCCAUCCCACGCGGCGAGGGAGACGUGCACUUUGACUUUCAGAUCGAAGGUUGGGAGGAUUGA
Messenger RNA from Sporothrix schenckii 1099-18, 1323 nucleotides. RefSeq lists its product as uncharacterized. Gene Ontology annotation, cellular component: Golgi apparatus. Bases 1 to 1323 code for a protein of 440 amino acids. The transcript has a single exon. The record is from RefSeq and is a predicted model, not a curated record. Lineage: Eukaryota; Fungi; Ascomycota; Sordariomycetes; Ophiostomatales; Ophiostomataceae. Gene Ontology annotation, biological process: Golgi organization; protein secretion.